CACGGGAACCUCUGGCCGGUUCACAAAGCCCACAGAAGAGGGGCCCUGAGCGCCGAGCUGAGUGGCCGCGCCUGCGCCCCGUGGCCACCAGGUGUCGCCGCGGCGUCCCGGAGCCGGGGGGCGGAGCGGCUGCAGAUCGCCAGGAGUAUGUGGACGCUCGGACGUCGCACGGCUACCCGCCUCCUGUCCCGCUCGGCGCCCGCGGGCUCGGCCAAGACCCGCGGCGCGGGGGCAUCGUGGGCCGCGAAGAACAUCCCACUCUGCGGCCGCCGGGACCUGCGUGCGGGGACCGCCGCGGCCUGCGCGCCUGGCCCUGCGAGUUUGCGCCUCCACUGCCUCAACCAGAUGCUGAAUGUCAAAAAGCAGAAUGUCUGUUUGAUGACCUUGAGGACAACAGGAACGUGGGGCGACCCGGGUGCUCUAGAUGAGACCACCUAUGAAAGACUGGCAGAGGAGACACUGGACUCCUUGGCAGAGUUUUUUGAAGACCUUGCAGACCAACCUUACACAUUUGAAGACUACGAUGUCUCCUUUGGGAGUGGUGUUUUAACAAUUAAACUGGGUGGAGAUCUGGGAACCUACGUGAUCAACAAGCAGACCCCAAACAAGCAAAUCUGGUUGUCUUCGCCAUCCAGUGGACCCAAGCGCUAUGACUGGACUGGGAAAAACUGGGUGUACUCCCACGAUGGUGUGUCCCUCCACGAGCUGCUGGCCACGGAGAUGACUAAAGCCUUGAAAACCAAACUGGACUUAUCUUCUCUGGCCUAUUCUGGAAAAGACACUUGAUGCCCAGCCUAAUUCUAAAGACAUUAAAAACUAUUAAGCCAAGACCCCAGCUUCAUUCUGCAGCUGAAUGUCUAGUUUGUUCCAUUCCUGCUUUUGAGGACAGUUACAUUGUGUAUAACAGCUCUGUGAAAAGACUACAUCACCUCCCACCCUCCCCCUGACUUUGGAUUUUUAAUUUCCGUAGUGUUUUUGGAUUUAUUGUCUGGUUUCCUCCUUCACAUGAUAUCCCUUACCUUUAUCAUGUCUAUAUAUCCAUAUCUUUUUAUAUAACCUUACAACAAAGAAAAAUAAUAAGAAGGAAAAAUGCUGAGAGGAGAAAUGAA
Rhinolophus ferrumequinum (greater horseshoe bat) is the source of this 1109-nucleotide messenger RNA. RefSeq names its product frataxin (gene FXN). Gene Ontology annotation, cellular component: mitochondrion. The coding region runs from base 148 to 786 and encodes 212 amino acids. The transcript is spliced from 5 exons. Gene Ontology annotation, molecular function: 2 iron, 2 sulfur cluster binding; iron chaperone activity; ferric iron binding. Lineage: Eukaryota; Metazoa; Chordata; Mammalia; Chiroptera; Rhinolophidae. Gene Ontology annotation, biological process: intracellular iron ion homeostasis; iron incorporation into metallo-sulfur cluster. The record is from RefSeq and is a predicted model, not a curated record.